This is a messenger RNA of Menidia menidia (Atlantic silverside), 4631 nucleotides long. The record is from the annotation of a GenBank genome assembly. NCBI's taxonomy places the organism in Eukaryota, Metazoa, Chordata, Actinopteri, Atheriniformes, Atherinopsidae.
GACCACCUCUCCUCGCUCACCUAUCGCGGUGGAGGGGGUGAUCAGGAGUUGGGAUUUGGGGUUGGUUUGAUCAAUAAUAAUAAAAAAAAUAGAAUCGGGAUCUCCGGGCUGAGAGGUGAUCGGGUCUCCGCGCGUUGCUGACCAGUACCAUGGAGCCGCUCGUGUCCGUGGGGGUUUUGCUGGUCCUGUUCCUGCUGUGGAUCAGAGUCAAAGGUCUCGAUUACGUGAUCGUGCACCAGAGGUGGAUCUUCGUGUGCCUGUUCCUGCUGCCCCUCUCCGUGGUGUUCGACGUGUACUACUACGUGAGGGCGCGGAUCAUCUUUAAGAUGUGCUCGGCGCCCAAACUGCACGACCAGCGCGUGCGCGACAUCCAGAGACAGGUGCGCGAGUGGAGCAAAGAGGGGGGGAAGACCCACAUGUGCACGGGUCGGCCCGGCUGGCUCACCGUGUCCCUCCGGGUGGGGAAAUACAAGAAAACGCACAAGAACAUCAUGAUCAACAUGAUGGACAUCCUGGAGGUGGACACGCACAGGCAGGUGGUGAGGGUGGAACCUCUGGCCAACAUGGGCCAGGUGACCGCCAUCCUCAACUCCAUCGGCUGGACGCUGCCGGUGCUGCCGGAGCUGGACGACCUGACAGUGGGCGGGCUGGUGAUGGGCACGGGGAUCGAGUCGUCCUCCCAUAUCUACGGGCUGUUCCAGCACAUCUGCGUGGCCUACGAGCUGGUGCUGGCCGACGGCAGCCUGGUGCGCUGUACCCAGGAGGAGAACUCGGACCUGUUCCACGCCGUCCCCUGGUCCUGCGGGACUCUGGGUUUCCUGGUGGCGGCGGAGAUCAAGAUCGUGCCGGCCAAAGCGUGGGUGAAGCUGCGCUACCGGCCGGUCCGGGGCCUGGACAACAUCUGCAAGGCCUUCGCCGAGGCGUCGGCGGACAAAGGGAACACCUUCGUGGAGGGCAUCCAGUACGGCCUGGACAGAGCAGUCAUCAUGACGGGAACCAUGGCUGACCACGCGGAGCCGGACAAGAUCAACAGAAUCGGCCUGCACUUCAAACCCUGGUUCUUUAAACACGUGGAGGGAUACCUGACGGGAGACUGCUCUGGGGUUGAAUACAUCCCUUUGAGGCAGUACUAUCACAGACACACACGCAGCAUCUUCUGGGAGCUCCAGGAUAUCAUUCCAUUCGGGAACAACCCUGUUUUCCGUUGGCUUUUUGGGUGGAUGGUACCUCCAAAGAUUUCCCUGCUGAAGCUCACGCAGGGAGAAACCAUCAGGCGUCUUUACGAACAGAAUCACGUGGUGCAGGACAUGCUGGUGCCCAUGAAGCAUCUGCAGGCCGCCAUCACACGCUUCCACCAGGACAUCAAUGUCUAUCCUCUGUGGCUGUGUCCAUUCCUGUUACCACCGGGAAGAGGGAUGGUUCACCCCAAAGGUCAACAGGAAGAGCUUUUUGUGGAUAUUGGCGCUUACGGGGAGCCCAAAGUCAAACAUUUUGAAGCUCGAUCGUCAACGCGUCAGCUGGAGAAGUUUGUUAGAGAUGUGCAUGGCUUCCAGAUGCUGUAUGCAGAUGUGUACAUGGAUCGAGAGGAGUUUUGGGAGAUGUUUGAUGGACAGCUCUACCACAAACUGAGAGAUGAGUUAGGCUCCCUGCAGAGAGUGAGCUCCCGGGUUGAAGGCGGACUGUCAGGCGGCCAAAAGUUUACGGUUCGGAGCCGGAGUCCCAACCAACGCAGACGGUGCUGUUUUGCCAACUGCAGUGGAGCCCAGGACAAAGCCGGAGGAGAAACCAUGACCACUGACCAGGAGCCCACGCUGACGGUGAAGCUGCUGCAGCUCCUGCUGCUGUCAACCUACUGGGGAAUGCAGAUCUGGGUCACCUUCAUUUCAAGCUUUGUGAUGGACAACCACCUGAACAGACACACAUAUGGGUUUAUUCAGAGUCGCCUGGUGCCGUUCUACCUCCACCUGGGUUCAGCUUGUGCCUUCUUUAACCUCACCAUCUAUGCUGUGUACCAUCCCAGGGACAUGCUAGACGACAGAGAGGCCUUUCAGAUCUUCAUCUUCUUCGUGUCGGUGACGGUCGCGGCCGUCAACGCGCAGUGGUUCGGCCAGAUGACGUCGGAGAUCAUGGCGGACAUGCAUCUGAUCGAGCAGGCCUGUGGGUUGGGACAGGACAUCGGCCUGUCGUCGAAUCGCGAGGCUUAUGCCAAGCUGUGCGAGACCGACGUCAAGUACCGACACCUGAGCAGCCGCCUGUGGCUGUACAGACUCAUGUCCUCCCUGUGUAACCUCUGCUGCAUCGGCUGCAACUUCUACAGCCUCUGCUACAUGGCCGAGAACCUGGUUACUCUGUAACAUCCCCACACCACAGCUGGACUGUGUAACUCGCCCCAAACCCCAGAUACAGACCCCCCCCUUUUAUUUUCGGUGAAGCUGACAUAGAAGUCUUUGUUUUAUUUGUAUUUUUUUUUUUAUAUACGUGUUCCUCUAAUAGGAGGUAAAAUGUCUGUGAGAGUAAUGAUAGGACACAGCCUCAUUCACAAGCAGCCCUUAUUGCAGAGAUGAAUCAGUGACCUUUCACCUAGAUGACCGUGUGGUGGCUGCCUUGAAAUUUCCAGUUAUAUUUUUACCUUUGCCAUCAUGAAACGGUACCUCGCAGUUACCUUAGAACAGGUGAUUCGUUUAUAAAGUUUUUAUUUAACGUGCCAAAGGGCACGCUGUGAGAAGAGGCUUGAUGCGUUGAACACUUUCCCCAGCCGUUCCCUCCCGCUCUCCCUCAGUGGGUGGAGUGUCAAUACAUCGUUCACAUAGUGGUGCCACAGGUUUGUCCGGCUCGCUCUGUCACCGUGAGAGCAGGACCUGUGUGCGCUUUGCGUUUGGGUGUGAGGAGCUGUACUAUCUUUAGCCCCCCGUUCUGCCACCGCUGUGAGAAAGGGGGGUCCGUGUGUCCUUUUAGGUCACCCAAAAUAGAUGAGCGCCAUCCCAGGAGUAGGAUCCACUGGGGAUGGCCGGUGAAAGAGGGGUGAGGCAGAGCAGGAGCAGGUCGGGCUGGUUGGCAGAAGUGGCUCGGCUGGUUGAUUCCAGCUGCCUCAUGUUUGACGUGUUGCUGUAACUAAAGCAGAUUGGAGGUGAACCUUGGAGAGAACAGCUCUUGGCCAGUGCUCAUAAGGUUCAUCUCUGUGGCCUGGCUGGGAGCACACGGCAAAGGCUGUGGGAUGUGGUCAGCUCAGGGUGUGGGACGCGUUGUUUAUGGCUUUUUCAACAGGUGAAAAGCACCUCAAGCGAAGGUGGAACCUCUUGCAAACUUGAAGGUUGUUUUUUUUGUUGUUGUCAUUGGCAUUCUUUUCUUCCGUCCUUUUUUUUUUUCUUUUUUAAAUGUGCAACAUUACAAUGCAGAUCAGACAGGACAGUUGGAAACCCGACUGCACCGGCUUAGGCAGCACAGCCUCCUCCCUGUUGCUCUGUGAUCUUAAGCAGGAGCUUUAACAUCUCUUACUACCACUCACACAAAGUUAGGGGUAAUUGGCUUUCGGUAGAAACUUCAGGAUGAACCUAAAAUGCACUAUAACCUUUGGAGGUCAACUUCCAAGUGACCUUUAAGCCUUUAACUGCACACGUCCAAACUGUUAAACGUCUCAGGACUUUUUGCACGACUUGCUGUCCUCUAACGAGGAGCCAAGUAUGCCAAAGCUUUUGUGAGUGGUGGGAUUUGUUCAUGGCAGUACAAACUGAAGGGACAAUGACGCAGGGGUUGAAAAACGCAUUCACAGGGCUUCAGGGGACGGUCCAUUUGCUGACCUGAAUGAGGUCUGACCACUUUACUGAGCAACCUCCGACUGUUUUUACCUUCCAGUGUGCCUCUGAGGGACAUCACGUUUUCUAUGUACCAGUGAACCCUUUUAAAGACUAGUGGUGUUUAUCUUGGAAAUCUGUAGUAUGCUUUGAUUGUUUUUAUUUAACACUUGUUAUAGCUGCACAUCAUGGGUCUUUGGUUGGACUGUAAUCUGUAAUAUGCAGGCGUUACCUGAAGCCAAAAGACUUGUAAGCCGUACUCUGGUCCUCAGCCACGGCCGGCUCUGUCCACACCUCCUGUGACCGGUGUGUCGUCUUCUCUUCUGGCUUCCCUGAUAAGACGUCUGUGUGAACCAUGGGUUUUUAUAAAAAAAUAAAAAAACAAGCUAUACACAGCAAAGGCACAUCACAUUCUGAAAAUAAGCUUUCUCUAUUCUGACGUGACGAGCGAGGCUGAAUUUACGUGGCAGCAGCUGGCAAAAAACAAUGCAACUUUUUUAGGGGGGGGGGGUUCUAAACUGUGCACUUGGUGUGAUGCUGCCUGCAAGCUCAGAGAGUUUACAGUGCAUGGAUGUGCAUGUAUGCACAGUAAACAUUUGACACUUUGUGGGCAACUCCUCAAGCCAGGUUUAGAAUGGGUUCAGAUCAAAUGUUUUUGUGACUUGACACCAAAUGUACAUAAAGAACAAAGGGGGAUCCUGUGAGCUUGUAUCAAAUAUUGUUUUCACUGGUGCGAUCUAAAUUUUGUAUUAAAAAUUUUGUAUUAAUUUGACAUGUCACCUUUUCCAAAACACUUUAUACACAGGAUUGAAAGAAGUCGUCUAAUGUGAUUGCCUGUUC